AUGAACGAUGUAGUAGCUAUCGAAAAUUUAGCAACAAACAAUCAAUAUUAUACAGAAAUGCAUUCAAAUUCACAAAGUUCACAAAAUCCACCACUUGAUGAUUUGGGAUCCAUAAGUUCCUAUGAUAAGCCAGUAUCAACUACAAAUCGGCAACAUUACUCAGAAAUGCAAUCACACUCAGAAAUGCAAUCAACUACAAAUCGACAUUACUCAGAAAUGAAAUCAAAUUCAAAAAAUUCACAUAAUACAAUGUCACCAAACGAUGUUAAAAGGCCUAUAGGGUCCAAUUAUAACCUAGGGCUUACAGAAAUUAAAGUUGUGGGAUUUGCAUAUGCGCAUGUAUCCAAUCCUUCAGAGAUUAUAGCAAAUGACUAUUGGCAAGAAUUUACAGGGCCAUUAAAAACUGAUACGGUAUUGAGAUAUGACCAAAACUUUAAAUCUGUUGAGGCAUGGGGAUUACCAGCUUUAGUGCAAAAGCCAAAUAUGCGAAGAAUAUAUAAAGGUGGCUUUUCACCUAUCCAAUUUCUCAAACUUCAUUUAAGUAAAAAAUUUGAUAAGCCAGAUUUACCUGAAGGAUUAUAUUAUAAAAAGACUAUAACAGACUAUUUAACAGAAAUGAUGGAUUUUACAACUUUCAAGUUGAAAAAUAAUGAAUUAAGCGAAAAUUUAUUAUAUAAAGCUACUGAAUCCGCGGGUGGUGCAUGCGUUGACAAAGAAUUUUUAAAAUUUUUAGAGAAAAAAGUCGGAGAAUAUGCUGUAAGUUCAUUGGCUAAAGAAUACAAUGAUCAAUUUCAAUAUAUGUUGAGUGAAUUUCAGCGCCAGAUCAAGUUACCUUUUACUGGCAUUAAAAAAGAUUUCAAAGUCAUUAAAUUUGACAUUAAAGAAGUAUGCCCAAUGUUGAAACAAUAUGUGACAGGAACUUCAAAAUCAAAAUUAGAAAGAGUUAACUGGAUAAUCGAUAUAGGAUUCGAUGAUGUUAAAUCAAUGUUUGAUCUUGUAAUAGACAAGAUUAUUAAAUUGAUUGGUUUACAACUCAAUCUGGGAAUUACUUACACGGCAAUGUUUUUGGUUGGAGGAUUUAGUGAAUCCAAAUAUCUUCAAAUGAGAAUUUAUCAACAUUAUCAUAAUCAAAUCAAGAAUAUAAUCUUCCUGGAUGAUCCGGUAAAAACUAUUUACGUAAUAAAACUUUGUUUUUACUUACAUUAA
This is a messenger RNA of Racocetra fulgida, 1206 nucleotides long. The record is from the annotation of a GenBank genome assembly. Lineage: Eukaryota; Fungi; Glomeromycota; Glomeromycetes; Diversisporales; Gigasporaceae.